CGGCGCUCUACGCAACGUCGUCGGUGCGACGGUGGGACCAGUGCCUCUCACGAUUCCGUUCUCGCUCUGCCCUCCGUCUCGUCAUUCCCCGGUGAACGCGCCGCGCUGCCGGGCCACUUCCGUCGCCCGUGUUGAUCCAGGAUCGACCAACGACCGUUCGCUCGAUCCGAUCGAGAGAGACCCACACCGCCCGAAGACAGACAGUGAGAGAAAGAGAGAGAGAAUAGAGACAGAGUGGUGAACACGAGUUCCCGAGGCCACGAGGGAGAGAGGAUAGCUGAGGCCGUGUGUCCGACCAGAGGAACAGACCCCGGAAGAUCCCGUGCGAACGCGACGGAAAGAGGAUGGAGUGAGGUAGCAAAGCCGGACGCUCGAACGCCGCUCGCGAACGCCGCCUUGAAGGCAGAGGAAGACGAGGGAACAAAGUAGCAACAGCAGCAGCCAGCAGCCUACCAGCAAGCAGCAGGAAAGAGGAUCGGUUGAAGAAGAGAGGCGUCGAGGAGGAGGAGGAGGAGGAGGAGGGAAGAGGAGGUGGUUAGUGGUGAAGUUGGUGGAGAAGAGAGAAGGAGGAAGUGAAGCAAGUGUAGAGCCGCGUCCACGACGCCGAGGAGCCACGUCCUCGGGAGGAGAUCAACCUGGCCUGACGACCGUGCCCGUCGUCGAAACGGCCCCGUCGCUAUCACAGCGGCUGUGUGUCACUACUGUUCCACUGCCCCACACACCGCGGCCUCAUGAUUGGUUCAUUCUGGAACCUCUGCCGUGCGUGCCCUUCAAUGCCGAUUGACAAGCAGCUCCAUUCAGAGUAUAGGAGCACGUACACAUGGCACGAGUACACAGGGCCGCACCAGGAGCACGCGGUCGUUCGCCGAGCGCCGCAACCGCCGCCGACCUCGACGACGCAAGCGAGCGCGAAGCUACAAUCGGCCAAGUCGACCGAGGAUGAGAACACCGAAGGACCCACCUUGGAACCACCGUUGCCCAGACGAAAGAAAUGCCCGGAGCUCGCGUACAAGACGCACGAGUUCAUCACGGCGGCCGAUGGAGGUGGCAUCGACGCCGUCGAUUCGAACGUCGUAGCUGACAAAGUCCGGGAAGUGACAGCGCAAUCGGCCUUGCCACCGAGUCAGCUGAGCAAAGCGAUAUCACGGAUCAGCACCGAGUAUCGGUUGCAGUUCGCCUGGCCUAGACGACCCCAACUGACAAAUGGGGAGGUAGUGGCACCGGGAGUCACUGCCGCAGGGGGAGCAGCAAGCACGACAGGACCACCCAGGAAGUCCCUCAGCAUGGGGGCACUGAAACAGGGUAUCGCGCCGACGGGGCCUGCUCCGGUUCACAAGAAACGACCCGGGGAUGUCGAUCACAAGCGCGAUGGGGUGCAGGCAUCGGAGCUGGAGCCCCUGGUCGGCGGCACCGGUAUGGACAUCAUCGACGGCGUGGUGCCGGAGGGCGACGAGCGCGAGGAAGAGAUGCCGGAUUUGAAAAUAGCUUUCAGGGGUAAAAAAUCAGGUAGAACCGUAAGGAUAGCAGACGAUAAAGGCACGAGCAAACCGCAAGAAAAACCGUUCCCCACCUCGGAGGUGAUCGAGCUUAGGCGACUCGCUGACGAGUACAAGCAUCGCGACUGGGGUUGCGGUCUGGCAGCCGAGGACGAAGCUUCGCUGUGGAAACGAGUCUCCAGUAACCACGCUCUCAACGCGCUGUCCCUAGCCAGGUCGGUGACGAAGGAGGAGAAGGAGAAGGAGAACACGAGGAAGGUCGCGCCGGUUUCCACGGCGAUGACCAUGCCUCCAGCGGGUCGACCGUCAUCGGUGCAGGCUAGACCCAUGCAUGGAAUAUUGCAGGAUGAUACGAAAGCGGUCAUCGAUCUUUCGCAGGACACCGAAAGAGCUAUAGCUCGCGCAAGAAAGGAUUUCUUGAUCCGCCACCAUCUGGAUCGUACAACCGGUGUGGGAGACGGGGCACUGCUUCCCUCUCCCACGAGAGAGAAAUUGGAGCCCGUGAUACCACGACGUCGCGAAGACGCGAAAGAACAUCGCGAAGAAGUGCAGCCUAAGACGAAGUCCAGCCCGAAGAACAGUCCCAGAACUGGCCGUUCCCAGAGUCUUGGCCCGAGCGUGACCGAGCGUAGAUCGCCUAAACGUCAGCCACCGCGUGCACCCUCUGUCACCAAGGAUGCGAAGGAGAAAGAGAAAGAGCCGAAGGAUAAAGAGAAGGAUCAAAGGGAGAAGAUCGGUGAGCCUGAAAGGCAUCCACGACCGAUCACGGGCCCUGGCCGCGUGCGUUGGAGCAUACGGGAACCCUCGACGAUUUCCUCGACGGGUCCGUCGACCAGCGUGCCGCCAUUACCGCCACCACCCUCGGGCCCAGGGCCUACUCCGUUCCACAGGAGGCCCCCGCAGGUCCAUCGGAAAUCCUUCCUCGCAACCACCGCUCCUCCCCAUCGCCCUCUUCAUCAAGCCAAACCCUCAACCACUACCACCACCACCGCCACCAACACCACCAACACCACCACCACCGCUAGUACCACUGUAAAACCCCCGGUAAAGCAUUCAGUUCAUACGAGUGUCCAUCACCCACCUGCGUCGAGCGCUGCCGCUGCGGCCAGGCCGGACCGUGUUAAAGAUAUAAGCCGGUGCCAAGGUCCGAACGAAGCUCAGGCAAAAACGGCCCGCGACGAACCAGCUGCGGCUGCGGCCGCAGCCGCCGCCGCCGAUCCAUCCAAAUCAUCCUCCGAUAGUCGAUACGCGUCAAACCAAGCCGCUACCGCCGUCCAACCUAUGACCGCGGAGCCACAGGUGAACGGGGAUGCGACCGCCGGAGACUCGAGCGUCGCGUCGACACCGCCGUCGCAGACGCAGCCGUUGUCCGCGACCGCAGCAAGCCCAUGGAUCGACGACGAGCCGGUGGUGAAAAGCCCCCCGGAGCCGACCAGGGUAAAGUCGCCCGAGCAAAUGAUCAUGCGGUCCCCCGAGCCCGUAAAUUGGACGGUGCCGCUGGACACCGGGAAAACGUUCACUGUCACGCAAAACGUCAGAGAAGAACCCCUGACGCGUCCGCAUAGCGAGGCGAAGUCAUGGGCACCGUCUUCCCUGCCCUCGGCACCCCAGUCAGCCCCGCCGGAGCUCGCGGCUCAGCACAAGUCGCAGCACUCCCAGCACUCCGGGUACAAGUCGCCGGAGAGCGAAAGCAUUUCCAUCGGCAGCUUCAGCGGUCUGAACGGCCACAAGGACCUGGACUCCGAACGGGACAGCCCGUUCCCCACGAGCGCUCGGGGAGCCAGCACACCCCCUCAGGUUGAAAAGGAAUCGGGCGGCGCAGAGGAGUCGAAGGCGGAUCCCCGGCCGGAGCCAUCGAUAAAGCCGGUGGUCGGGACGAAUUUAAGAUGCCUGGAGGACCCGGGUUUCGAGUACGACAGAAAGAAGGACGUCAGCCAAGCGACAACGACGGCGACGAUGACGACCCCGUCGUCGUCGACGGCCCCGCAGCCGGGCUACCGUAUCUUAGAAGCGGAAUCACCGCAGGCUGCGACCGGUAGCAGCAGCGGCGGCGGCAGCGGCGGCAGCAGCGGCGCCGGCGGUGGAGGCAGCGGAGGCGGGGUCGUAGGCAGCAGCGUGGGUGGUUAUCAUGUCCUUGAAGCGCCGACGGUGGUGCCAGGCUCGGCGCAGCGUUCGGCAGCGAGCGAGGUGCUGGAGAAGGCGCGAAACCGCUUCGACAAGUUCUGGGGGAAGGGCAGCGGUUCCGAGAAUUAGAGCGAGAGCUCGCGCGGGGAACAAGCAGUGACGUCCUCGGGACCGGAGGAAUGGAGGAGGUUGGAGGAGGGAUAGAUGGACGGAGGAACAGGUGACUAAACGAAAACAAGAAAAGAACAGAAAACGAUCCGAGGUUCCUGUGCAAGCUUCUUUCGUGGUUCGUCUGCCCCCGUCCCUGACGAUCGAGCUCGCUCUCCGCCGUCGGGGACGAGGCAUCACGCUGGCUCCUCUCCUCCCCGUCUCUUUUGCCUUCGUUGACGCGGCCCCCACCGACACCGGAAGUCGACGGCGCGAUUUAACCAUCCGCGCGCAGGGCGAAGCGAGGAAUCGGAGGAGGUUGGAGGAUCACCGUUGAAGGAGGAGGAGGAGAAAGAGGAGGAGGAGAGAGAGGGUUUUUAUAAGGACGCUUCUUCGACCUGCUGAAGAAGGUCGGGUCCUCCGAGGAGGACAGGGAAGACGGUGCGUGCAGGCAACGCGUCGGUCUCGUGCCAGCUCUCGAGGAACCGCACGAAGGACGCCAAGAUCGUCGGAGCGACUCGAGAAGGUCCUUCGACCGGAUGCGAUUCUUCGAGGGACGAGACGAAGAGGUGAUCGUGUUGGAUGGGGAUCGAACCGGGCGACGUACACGGACACACGCGGAUCGCUCUCUACACGUACACAAGAGUCAAAACGGAGAGGAAAGGAGACAGACGGACGGACAGACAGACGGACAGACGGACGGACAAACGGACGACGCAUAGACAAAAAAGGAUGCCAUGCGGUACAUACAUAGAGAGACACGCACCUAGACGUACACACGCGAGUCAGUAAUGUUUCUAGGAUAUUCAAGUGAUCUCAAGGGAUCCGCCGUAGUUAAGCCCGAAUUCUUUUUCCAUUGAUAAAAAGUGAAUAAAACGAGGAAAAACGAGAAAAAAAAAUUGAAAAAAAGAA
This is a messenger RNA of Megalopta genalis, 4679 nucleotides long. The record is from RefSeq and is a predicted model, not a curated record. NCBI's taxonomy places the organism in Eukaryota, Metazoa, Arthropoda, Insecta, Hymenoptera, Halictidae.